Messenger RNA from Cotesia glomerata, 642 nucleotides. RefSeq names its product mastin-like. NCBI's taxonomy places the organism in Eukaryota, Metazoa, Arthropoda, Insecta, Hymenoptera, Braconidae. Bases 120 to 581 code for a protein of 153 amino acids. The transcript is spliced from 3 exons. Gene Ontology annotation, molecular function: serine-type endopeptidase activity. Gene Ontology annotation, biological process: proteolysis. The record is from RefSeq and is a predicted model, not a curated record.
GGACCUGUGAUUUAAUUCGUCUUGGAGAAUGGGAUCUGUCAUCAAAUGAAGAACCAUGCUGCCAACAAGAUUACCAGGCAACAAAAAUUAUCAAGCACCCUGGGUACAAUUCUGAGACGAUGGAAAACAAUAUUGCAUUGAUAAUACUAGACAGGAUUGUUCCAUUGGCAGCGAGCCCGCAUAUCAACACUGCUUGCUUGUCUUCAUCAACUCCAUUAUUCGGAAGAUGCUGGGUUGCCGGGUGGGGUGGCAGCCAGGAAUUGACACCAGGAACUACCAAGAGAUUAAGAGAUGUCAACAUUCCUAUUGUGAAUCGUGACGCCUGCCAGCAAUCAAUUCAAAAUAUUCUAGGCGAAAUUUACGAACUGCCUGGAAGCAUUUUGUGUGCCGGUGAAGGAAUAAUGGAUUCUUGCAUGAUCGACAGAGGCGCUCCAUUAGUUUGCAAAUCAUCUUCAGGAAAAAUGGAAGUCGUAGGAUUGGUUUCGGCUUCUACUGGAUGUCAACUAAAUAUUCCAAGUCUUUUUACUGAUGUCAGUAAUUUUACUUCUUGGAUUCAUCAACAAGUUUUUGAGCAUUAUUAAAUUAUCGAAUUGGAUAUUGAUUUUUCUUGGAAGAAGAAAAUAAGUUACACUUUUAAUAAUC